Molecule: messenger RNA, 2809 nt
Organism: Melopsittacus undulatus (budgerigar)
Lineage: Eukaryota; Metazoa; Chordata; Aves; Psittaciformes; Psittaculidae
Product: cytoplasmic dynein 1 light intermediate chain 2-like
Exons: 13
Coding region: 52-1551 (499 amino acids)
Biological process (GO): microtubule-based movement; microtubule cytoskeleton organization
Cellular component (GO): centrosome; cytoplasmic dynein complex
Molecular function (GO): dynein heavy chain binding
Source: RefSeq, a predicted model, not a curated record
UGUCGCUGGAGGGUGGGAUAGAGGGGAGUUGGGUGUUUGCGGGUCUGCGUGAUGUCACUCUUUGUGGCUGCAGUUGGCAAGAUGGUGCCAGUGCUCGUGGAGAAGAAGUUGGUGGGUCCGGAUGGGCUUGGCGGUGCUGAGCUCUCCAGCGAGGAGCAGGAGGAGCAGAACCUCUGGUCCUCAAUACUGAGAGAAGUUUCUACCCGGUCAAGAUCUAAGUUGCCAUCAGGCAAGAAUAUUCUCGUUUUUGGUGAUGAUGGCUCAGGUAAAACCACACUUAUGACCAAAAUACAGGGAGCAGAGCAUGGCAAGAAAGGGAGAGGGCUGGAAUACUUGUAUCUAAAUAUUCAUGAUGAAGACAGAGAUGAUCAUACUCGCUGUAAUGUUUGGAUUCUAGAUGGAGACUUAUACCAUAAAGGGCUACUGAAGUUUGCAGUUUCUGCAGAAUCCCUGCAAGACACCAUUGUAGUCUUUGUUGCAGAUAUGUCUAGACCUUGGACUGUUAUGGAGUCUUUACAGAAAUGGGCCAGUGUCUUGAAAGAACAUAUUGAUAAGAUGAAACUUCCUCCAGAAGAGAUAAGAGACAUGGAACGGAAGUUUAUGAAGGAGUUUCAAGAGUAUGUAGAACCUGAAGAAGGCUACCAAGGAUCACCGCAGAGAAGAGGCCCUUCUUCUGGCCAAGAAGAUGAACAUAUUUCUUUGCCACUUGGAGAAAAUGUGCUGACUCACAACCUUGGUAUUCCUGUGCUGGUAGUUUGUACAAAAUGCGAUGCAGUGAGUGUACUAGAGAAGGAGCAUGAUUACAGAGAAGAGCACUUCGACUUCAUUCAGUCACACAUUCGUAAAUUCUGCUUACAGUAUGGGGCUGCCUUGAUUUACACAUCAGUUAAGGAGGAAAAGAACCUUGAUCUGUUGUACAAGUACAUUGUACAUAAAACAUAUGGUUUUCAGUUUACCACACCUGCCUUAGUGGUAGAAAAAGAUGCAGUUUUUAUACCUGCCGGUUGGGACAAUGAAAAUAAAAUUGCCAUUUUACACGAAAAUUUUAUGACGGUGAAACCAGAAGAUGCAUAUGAGGACUUCAUUGUAAAACCUCCCAUAAGAAAGUUAGUCCACGAUAAAGAGCUGGCGGCUGAAGAUGAACAAGUAUUUCUUAUGAAGCAACAGUCAUUCCUUGCCAAACAGCCAGCAACACCUACAAGAGCAUCAGAAUCUUCUGCAAGAGGCACUGCAGGAUCCCCAAGAACUCAAGGCAGAGCUGGUCCCACUAAUGUACCCAGUGCUUCACCAAUAACAUCAGUUAAGAAACCAGAUCCAAAUAUUAAAAAUAAUGCUGCAAGUGAAGGUGUCUUGGCUAGUUUCUUUAACAGUCUCUUGAGCAAAAAGACUGGCGCUCCUGGGAGUCCCGGUUCUGGCGGAGUGCAAAGUACAGCCAAGAAAUCAGGACAAAAACCAGCUUUGACAAAUGUUCAAGAGGAACUGGAUAGGAUGACUCGCAAGCCACACUCUAUGGUAACAACAAACUCUCCUCCAACCGAGAACGAAGCUUGAUAACACAUAAAAGAAUGCACAUGUAAAUGGCCAAAUAACUAUGUAUAUUGAUCUGAAAAGACCAGGAAUUUUCUGCUAUGGCAGAUGCUAUGUUUUUUCUUGGGGAAAGGGAAAAUGAGCUUACUACAUCAUUGCCUUGUCCCAGUAAAAAGUGCACAUUCGGGAAGUUUGCAUAUAAAAUCCCUCUGUAUAAGAUAGCCAUUUAGAGUUUACAUAGGGCAAUUAUUUUGGUUUUGGAGGUAAGCAGGUGCAGUUGUCAUUUCCUCUUGUGAAGAACACAGAGAAGCAAAAUGGAGAAUUCUCAUUGAAAUGCUACUACUGACUGCACACAAGGCAAGAAAGAGAAAUUAAAUCCUCUUUGGGAGUUUCUGGAAUUGACUACUUGUAUGUUUACAAAUGUGUUUUAUUCUUGGAGUGGUGGUGGUGGUGUAACAGAGCAUUAAUUAGGUGAAAGAAGUAUAGGUAGGGAAUGGAGCCCUAAAAGGGGAAACAGAUUUGGGGCAGUGAGAAACUAGUAUGUUGCAUUGACUGGAGAGGAGCAAUGUUGUUAAAUCUGGUGUUUCACAUAGGGUAAAUAAUCACUGUUUUAUUAAAAAGACUACUUUACAUUGGAGAAUUCCAGGCCAAACACUAGGCAUCGUGGCAAUUUAUUCUUGUUAUAACUUUUAUUCUAUUUUUUUUAAAACUCUUAAGAGACAAGAUGCCCUUUCUGGUGUAGCUGACAAAGGGAGAAACUACAACUUAUUUAGAUCCAAGUGCCUGGCAUAGUGUGUGAUGUGUCUUUAGAAGGUGCUUGAACUUAUUAUGCACUGUAAUACAGUUACUGUUUGGUUUUAUUUUAAAACAGUAGCUUGGCAAUUUGUAUUUAAUUUUAAAUUCUGUUUUCUGAUAGCUUCUGCCUUUUAUUUAUGCCAAGAGGCUAGCCUAUGAAGAAUGGUGGGUGAUGUUGUCAUUUUUCCAUAAUGAAAUGUGCUACAGAACACUCUCAGUAUUUUUUUUCUUUCUCUUUGUAACUAAAUAUUAGCUACAAAACUAAAAUUGAUUCUUACCUUAUACCUAUGGAGGUUUUCUAAAACAAUUUUCAAGGCACUAAUUCCAACCACAUCUGCUGCAGGUGCAGCCAACUGAAAUUCUGAAGGUAACCUAAAAAGCAUGAAUGUGUACAUGAUGAACAUAGAAUCAUAGAAUAGUUAGGGUUGGGAAGGACCUUAAGAUCAUCUAGUUCCAACCACCUUGCCAUGGGCAGGGACACCUCACA